AUGGAGGAAGAGGAUUCUGAGACUAAAUAUACAAAAUUACGUCGAUUAAACGAAUGUAGAUCAGAUAGAUUAUGCAUACUACAAGAAUUAGGCUAUACAGAUGAUAAUAACCCAUUUGGUGACAGCAGUUUAUCUGUACCUUUCAUUUGGAAGAAGAAGCUAGAAGCUGAAACACUAAAUAGUGAGAAACAUCAAGUUGAAAAUAAAGGAAAUACGUAUCCAUGGUCUAAAUAUGGCGUGUGUCCAAUAGAAAUUGAUGAGGUAUUAGCUAUACAUAGAAGAAGAGAAAAAUUUGAAGUUAAUGAACCUCCAAGAAAAAACCAUUUAACUAAAGAUGAGGAAACAAGAUAUUUGAAUUGGUUAGAAGAUGAGGAGAAACUCCAAAGUUAUCAGAUAAAAAGCUUGUCAGUAAUAAAGUUAAAAGAAAGGCGAGAAUCUGUGUUGGAUCAAUUUUUUUGGAAAAUUCUUUUGUUUUCAUUUUUCAAUAACAAUAACAAACAUUUCAACACUUCUAACUAUAUAUCACCUCUUUCACACUCACUUGACUCUCUAAUUUUAAUAGGUUUAGGUACUCCACUUUCUUAUCUUCUUUGGUUGAGGCAUUGUAAAUUAUCAAGUCAACUAGAGCAUAUACUAAGACACAAGGACAAACAUAUCUUGGAUGAGAUUAUAAGAGAAGUAGAUUCCCAUAUAUCUUUUAAAGAUGAUAAUUCUAGUAUAGAACUUGCACCAGAAUGGACUGUUGUCUUAUAUGGGUUGAAAUACAUUUUAAAAAAAACGGAAAUUGACAGUAAUAUAUUAGAGAAUGAUGAUGAUGAGAUUAAAAAAGUAAUAAGAGAAAAAGAUCUUGAUGAGCUCCAUUUAAUGAAGAAAGAUAUUGAAAAUAAGUUGCAGGAUGAUCAAGAAUAUUGGAGUAAGGUAAUAGUCAUUAUUAGUAUACAAAUAACUUACAAUACCAUCGAAAUAAUAGAAUCAAUGUAUCAGAGAAAUGCUAGUAAAUGGUUAGAUAAUUUAGCUUCAAAAUAUAAGAUAGAGUUAUCUCAAAGUAAUGAUAAUAUUGAAAGUUUAAAAUCAGAAAUUAAUCAUUCAGAAAUUGAGGAAGGAACUAAAAGAGCAAUUUACUGUAAUAAUGAGGAUGAGCAACUUGUCCAAUUACCAAUGGUCGAAUUUCCUAUUCCAUCUAGGAGUGGUAAUUUAUCUAAUCAUCAAAGAAAUGAUAAUGAAUUACUAGUUCCACAAGUUUAUUCGAAAAUCAAUGCACGAUAUGUUUGGAAUCGUUAUAACCGUAAUUAUUAUAAUGAAGAUAGCUUACCACCUAAAACUAUUCAUGGAUAUACUUUUAAGGUUAAAUUUCCUGAAUUACUUAAGGGAAGAAAUAAACAUAUUGUACCUAGAUGGUAUAUUACUACUAAAAGGAAAUAUAUUGAGAUAAAUAAUAUUGAAAUAUCAGAAAAACAAAAUAUAGAUACCCUUGAAGAUGAUAAUAUGCUAAUAUUUGAAAAUACAUCAUGUAAUUUUGUCUUACUUGUUAUAACUUGUGAUAGAAAUAUUUACAAAGAUAUAGCCUUUUCAAUAAUAGACAAAGAGUGGGAUAAAAAUACAAAAAGUGGGUUCAAAAAUAAAUUUGAAAAUGGAACUUUAUAUUUGAAUUUUAACUUUAAAUCAAUGAGAUAUAGAAGAUAA
Messenger RNA from Cryptosporidium muris RN66, 1683 nucleotides. RefSeq lists its product as uncharacterized. Gene Ontology annotation, molecular function: protein binding. Lineage: Eukaryota; Apicomplexa; Conoidasida; Eucoccidiorida; Cryptosporidiidae. The transcript has a single exon. The record is from RefSeq and is a predicted model, not a curated record. Gene Ontology annotation, cellular component: spliceosomal complex; cytoplasm. Gene Ontology annotation, biological process: mRNA cis splicing, via spliceosome. The coding region runs from base 1 to 1683 and encodes 560 amino acids.